Molecule: messenger RNA, 246 nt
Organism: Spodoptera littoralis (African cotton leafworm)
Lineage: Eukaryota; Metazoa; Arthropoda; Insecta; Lepidoptera; Noctuidae
Source: the annotation of a GenBank genome assembly
AUGUCGUUUCCCGAUAGAGAGCAGCGGAAAACAUGUUGGGACUCCAGAGAUCGUUACUGGGAAUGCCUAGAUAAAGAAAAUGUUAAAGAUAGCUCCGAGAAACCAAAGGCAUGCUUGGAUUUAAGGAAAAUGUUUGAAAAGUCUUGUCCUACUCAGUGGGUCUCGCAUUUCGAUAGAAAAAGAGACUUUAACAUGUAUAAAGAGAAAAUCCAGAAAGAAGGCUAUGAACCCAUUAAGGAAUCAUAG